AUGACGAAGGCACAAAAGAUACGGUACAUCCGUCUAAAUCAAGUGUUCAAUAAAGCCUUAAAUCAAUCCAUCUCCAACUUAAGUAAAUGGGAUAAGAUAAGUUCAUGCUUCCCGGAAUAUGCAAGCCACCAAGAAGGUGCUACCAAUCUAAUGAAUUGUCAAACACAAGUUAUUGAGUUUUGGAAAGAACUUUGUAAAAGAGAGUUUGAAGAAAUUGUUAAAGAACGAAAUGUCAAAGCAAAACUGGAUGAACUGGAUGAUUUGAUCUUGGAAUCUCAGGAAAGAUUAAAUGAAUUAAACCAUGAGAAGGGGAAGAACGAAGUCAAUGUGAAUGAUGAACUGAAUAUAAAUAUAGAUGAUCUCACUCCUGAACAGCUUAUAAAUUGUAAUUUGUUCAGUCAAAGGAAACAAGCUACCAAGGAUUUGAAUGAGCGACUGGCAAGGCUGAAUGAUAUAAAUAAUAACUUAGCAAAUGAGUUAACUGAUCUCCAAAAUUCAAUUGGAAAAGAAUAUGAUGAAAUAAGGGUCCUCUAUGAUGAACAUUUAGGGAAACCAGCCAAUCAAACUCCUGAUGCAACGUUAGUUCAAGGUUUAAAUGAUAUGCUAGUGGAGCUACAAGAGAGCUAG
Naumovozyma castellii is the source of this 627-nucleotide messenger RNA. It is a transcript of the gene NNF1, whose product is annotated as MIND complex subunit NNF1. Lineage: Eukaryota; Fungi; Ascomycota; Saccharomycetes; Saccharomycetales; Saccharomycetaceae. The record is from RefSeq and is a predicted model, not a curated record. Bases 1 to 627 code for a protein of 208 amino acids. The transcript has a single exon.